Molecule: messenger RNA, 1644 nt
Organism: Vitis vinifera (wine grape)
Lineage: Eukaryota; Viridiplantae; Streptophyta; Magnoliopsida; Vitales; Vitaceae
Product: putative disease resistance protein RGA3
Exons: 2
Coding region: 1-1644 (547 amino acids)
Biological process (GO): defense response to other organism
Molecular function (GO): ADP binding
Source: RefSeq, a predicted model, not a curated record
AUGAAGUCAACUAUUGGUGUUGUAUGGCUGCGCCUCUUUACCAGUGAAAUUAGAUUACUAGCUCUCUCACUUGCCUUCAUUCAUCACCCCCUUAUGGCUGAUGCUCUCCUUUCUAUCGUCUUGGAGCGCUUGGCUUCCGUUGUUGAGCAACAGAUUCGUGAUGAACUUACUCUGGUUCUGGGUGUUGAAGCAGAAAUCCAAAGCCUCACAGAUACACUCCGAUCCGUCCGAGAUGUUCUUGAGGAUGCAGAGCGCAGACAAGUGAAGGAAAAAUCCGUCCAAGGUUGGUUGGAGAGGCUGAAAGACAUGGCUUACCAAAUGGACGACGUGGUGGAUGAGUGGAGCACUGCUAUUCUCCAAUUACAGAUCCAGGGAGCUGAAAAUGCUUCCAUGUCUACGAAGAAGGUAAGCUCCUGCAUUCCCUCCCCUUGCUUUUGUCUCAAGCAAGUUGCUUCUCGUCGUGACAUUGCUCUUAAGAUUAAGAGCAUUAAACAACAACUACAUGUCAUUGCAAGUGAAAGAACCGAUUUUAAUUUUGUGUCUAGUAGGAGUGAGGAACGACUACAGCGACUUAUAACUACCUCUGCAAUUGAUAUUUCAGAGGUAUGUGGCCGGGAUAUGGAUAAAGGCACCAUAUUAGGCCAUCUUUUGGGUAAGAAUUGUCAACAGAAAUCUGGCCUCUACAUCGUCUCCAUAGUCGGGACGGGAGGCAUGGGCAAAACAACUCUUGCUCAAUUAGCCUACAGCCAUACAGAGGUGAAGGCCCAUUUUGAUGAGAGAAUAUGGGUCUGUGUUUCUGAUCCUUUUGAGCCAAUCAGAGUUUGUAGGUCUAUUGUUGAAGCCCUCCAAAAAAAGCCUUGUAAUCUCCAUGAUUUGGAAGCUGUACAACAAGAAAUUCAAACAUGUAUUGCCGGAAAGAAAUUCCUUCUUGUGCUAGAUGAUGUGUGCACUGAAGACUAUCGAUUGUGGGAACAACUGAAGAACACUAUCAACUGCGGAGCAUCAGGGAGUAGAGUUCUGGCGACCACACGAAAUGAGAGUGUUGUUAAGAUGAUGAGGACUGCGUACAAGCAUCCAUUGGGGGAACUGUCUCCGGAGCAAUCUUGGGCAUUAUUCCAUCAAAUAGCUUUCUUUGAAAAGAGCAGGGAGAAAGUGGAAGAAUUGAAAGCAAUUGGCGAGAAAAUAGCAGACAAAUGCAAGGGCUUGCCACUCGCUAUAAAAACUUUAGGGAAUCUCAUGCGCUUAAAAAAUAACAAGGAAGACUGGGAGAAUAUAUUGAAGAGUGAAGUAUGGCAGCUAGAUGAGUUUGAGAGAGAUAUUUCCCCUGCUUUGUUGUUGAGUUAUUAUGAUCUACCCCCUGCAAUUAAACGCUGCUUCUCAUUUUGUGCUGUUUUUCCAAAAGACUCGGUUAUUGAAAUAGAUAAGUUGAUCAAGUUGUGGAUGGCACAGGACUAUCUCAACUCUAAUGCGAGUAAAGAGAUGGAGAUGGUUGGCAGAGAGUACUUUGAAUAUUUAGCUGCUCGGUCUUUCUUUCAAGAUUUUGAAAAAGAUGGUGAUGAUAAUAUAAUAAGAUCAUUUGACAUGCCUCAGGGUAUUGGAUUUGGUGCGGAAUCUUUUGAGAAAGGAAAUUCCAAAGGCACUUGA